Messenger RNA from Aspergillus nidulans FGSC A4, 252 nucleotides. RefSeq lists its product as uncharacterized. The record is from RefSeq and is a predicted model, not a curated record. The transcript is spliced from 4 exons. Bases 1 to 252 code for a protein of 83 amino acids. NCBI's taxonomy places the organism in Eukaryota, Fungi, Ascomycota, Eurotiomycetes, Eurotiales, Aspergillaceae.
AUGUGGCGGCGUCUCUCCAGAGCGCUGAGCUGUGCAACCCUGCAAUCAGUUCGACUGGAGAAUAAUUACGUUGACUAUGGAUCAUCUGGAUUCUGGAUGACCGCUGCCAACAGCUUGCGCUUCAGGGCAUCCUCAGACCAGGAAUCAUCGCAAUGGCCGCAACCUGCUCAACCUGCUGAACCUGCUGAACCUGCUGUACAUGCUGAACCUGCUGUACAUGCUGGCACCUGUUCUCAGCAACAGCCUGCCUAG